Messenger RNA from Actinia tenebrosa (Australian red waratah sea anemone), 2109 nucleotides. Its product is annotated as NADH dehydrogenase [ubiquinone] flavoprotein 1, mitochondrial. The record is from RefSeq and is a predicted model, not a curated record. Gene Ontology annotation, biological process: mitochondrial electron transport, NADH to ubiquinone. Gene Ontology annotation, molecular function: NAD binding; FMN binding; NADH dehydrogenase (ubiquinone) activity. Gene Ontology annotation, cellular component: respiratory chain complex I. Lineage: Eukaryota; Metazoa; Cnidaria; Anthozoa; Actiniaria; Actiniidae.
CAGAGGUGGCAGCCAUCUUGGAUGGUGUAGUGUGUUAUGUAAGUGGGAGAAUAAAAUACAAAUAACGCCAUAAAUAAAGCGAGUUCUUCGCCUGUUAAUCAGAGUUAUGGCAAGGCCGUUAUUAAAGCUUCAGUCGUCCCGAGUUUUGGGAAGUAGAUUUUGCUCUCUCAGUAAAGCAGUAACAAGCUCAAGACUAUCAUCAACCGCAGCUUCUCCUGAGCCACAGAGAUCUUUUGGCGACUUAAAGGACGAAGAUAGAAUCUUCACCAAUCUUUAUGGCAGACAUGAUUGGAAGCUUAAGGGAGCUAUGCAAAGGGGAGAUUGGUACAAGACAAAGGAAAUCAUCCUGAAGGGUUCUGAUUGGAUUAUUAGUGAAGUGACCAAGUCUGGCCUGAGAGGUCGUGGAGGAGCAGGUUUCCCAACUGGAAUGAAAUGGGGUUUCAUGAAUAAGCCAUCAGAUGGAAGACCCAAGUACCUUGUUGUCAAUGCUGAUGAAGGUGAACCAGGGACAUGCAAGGAUAGAGAGAUCAUGAGAAAUGAUCCACACAAGCUGAUUGAAGGAUGUCUAGUGGCUGGUGCAAGCAUGGGUGCCAGGGCAGCUUACAUCUACAUAAGAGGAGAGUUCUACAAUGAAGCUUCUAAUAUGCAGCUUGCCAUCAAUGAAGCUUACAAGGCUGGAUUAAUAGGCAAGAAUGCUUGUGGAAGUGGCUUUGAUUUUGAUGUGUACAUGCACAGAGGGGCAGGAGCAUACAUCUGUGGCGAAGAAACUGCUCUUAUAGAAAGCUUAGAAGGCAAGCAAGGCAAACCCAGAUUGAAACCACCAUUCCCAGCUGAUGUUGGUGUCUUUGGCUGCCCAACUACAGUUGCUAAUGUUGAAACAGUUGCUGUUGCUCCAGCUAUCUGCAGAAGAGGAGCUGAAUGGUUUGCAGGUUUUGGUCGUCCAAGAAAUACAGGAACAAAGCUCUUCAACAUAUCUGGUCAUGUGAAUAAUCCUUGUACUGUGGAGGAAGAAAUGUCGAUACCCCUAAAGCUGUUGAUAGAGAAACAUGCAGGAGGUGUAAUAGGUGGAUGGGACAACCUCUUGGGUGUAAUCCCUGGUGGGUCUUCUACACCUCUCAUUCCUUUGGAUGUUUGUGAAGAUGUCUUGAUGGAUUUCGAUGCACUUGUACAAGCCCAGACUGGUUUAGGAACAGCAGCUCUUAUAGUCUUUAACAAACAGAGUGAUAUUGUAAAAGGAAUAGCAAGACUGAUAGAAUUUUAUAAGCACGAGAGCUGUGGACAAUGCACUCCUUGCAGGGAAGGAUGUAACUGGAUGCUCAAGAUCAUGAACAGAUUUGCUGUAGGAAAUGCUAAACCUGAUGAAAUCGAUAUGCUUUGGGAGUUGAGCAAGCAAAUUGAAGGACAUACCAUUUGUGCCCUUGGUGAUGGUGCAGCUUGGCCAGUCCAGGGUCUAAUUCGUCAUUAUCGACCAGAGAUAGAACAGCGCAUGAAUGACUUCGCUGAGAAACAAGGAGAAAAGAAAGCAGCUGCUCUUUGAGAAUAACAAGAUCUAAGAGUUUUAAUUCAAACUUUUGUAUUGAAACAAAAGGUUUGCACUUUGUAAUAGAAGUGUUUCAUCAAAAUCGGAUACGUUUUAUCUCUAAAUUAUUACAAUAAUCCUGUUUAUAGUGAUUGUUGAGUGAUUCUUGUUCUUCUUCUCACGUUUUGCCCUGCUGUUGUGUUGUGUAUAAAGAUCCUCAGAAAAGUGAAGUGAAUAUGAUGCUUAUUCUAUCAUAACUAACAUCUUAUAUUACCAGUGUUUGCAUUGCUACGCGGCCACCCCAGACAAAAAUCGCGACGUGCACUUUGCAAUAGACUGCCGUCAAUCAAACAAGUUGACGUCAUUUACACGCGUUUGGAUCGGCCCGGAUAGGCCACGCGAGUGUGGCUCAUAAUACUUGUAAACAAUCGACCGAAGUUUUGGCGCCUUUUGAAUCACACACGCGUGUAAAUGGCGUCAACGAUUUUUGUCUGGGGUGGCCACGUAGCAAUGCAAACACCGGUAAACAUGAUAAUGGUCCUUGGUAUUUCAAAAAAGUGUCCAAAUAUUAAAAAACAUUAAAUAUUGAA